CCACACCUGUUUGUUCAAUGAGAAUGUUCCUUUCUCACUGUCUGUCUCACACUCUGUCAAAUACCUGUGAUGCAUGAACUGUGCGCACUCACAACAAAACCUGCAGCAAGGACCACCUCCAACAGGCAAAUGCCUCUCUCAAGCAACCAGGGAGAGAUGAGAACCUCCCUAAGGUUUCCAGUACAAGUCUGUUCAGCCUUUGCAGAGAAACCUCUGCUAGGCAACCAAUUCUUGCUGCUCCCUGGAGCAUGGGGAAGUUAACACAGAUUACACUAAAACAUGCAACCUCUCCCCUUGCUACCCCAUGUGUGUGUGUGUAUAUAUAUAUACACACACACACACACACACACACACACACAUCCUAAGCAGAUAAAGGUGAUUGGACAUAGCAAGAAACUGAUAGUCCUCCCAGGAAAUGUAUAAUGUGGCUUUGCAGACAGUGAGAACCCUUAAUGGUCUUUCUUCCACAAGUGGUUUUACUCUGCUGCUCGGGAAACUUUAUCCUGCUUUUCCUCUUCCCUCCCCUCUCCACCUUAAAGGGAAAAAAAAAUCAGUCAAGUGAGAAAGCCUGCCAGACUGCAAUAAACUGAACAGACUAAGGCAACCACUGAAGAAGCACCCAUCAAAUCAGAGCCAGGCAAAUAAUGGGGUGGGGGUCUAUAAAUAUUGUCUUUGGGGAGAAAAAACUUCAUGAAAUUCCUUUCAUCCAAUGCUAACCAAUGGUGGGAGAAGAGAGAGAGAGAGAGAGAGAGAGUCAGCAAAACAGCAGAAGACUUCCUGAAUAAGUUACUUGUACUAGAUGAACUAUGGCACCAUGCAAGUACAGAGGCUUCUCAAGCCACCUUAGCUAGUGUAUCACCCAUAUUCACCGUGAUGAAGUUUGACAAGGAAGGAAAUGCUACCUCUUUUGAAAGAAAAAAAACAGAGUUGUACCAGGAACUGGGUCUCCAAGCUCGAGAUUUAAGAUUUCAGCAUCUAGUGAGCAUUGAACCUAGGAACAACAAGAUCAUCAUGAGAAUGGAGUUUUUAAAGGCUGUGGUAUCACCAGAGUUUCUUCUGAUACUAGAUCAUCGCAAUAUGAAUAUGGAACAGUGGCUGUCCCAAGAAUUAGCAUCUCAACUGGCUGGAGAAGGGCAGCUAGUUACGUGUUCCUUGCCCUUUGAAUUUAGAGCCAUUGAAGUAAUCCUGCAAUAUUGGAUCAGCAAACUGCAGGCGAGACUUAACCUUUUGCAGCCUCAGAUCCUUGAGACACUGGAAGCUCUAGUGGACCCCAAGCUUUUGUCUGUGGAUAGGAGUAAACUACAUGUUCUACUACAAAAUGGCAAGAGCCUGUCAGAAUUAGAAACAGAUCUCAGAGUUUUCAAAGAAACUCUGCUGAAAAUCUUGGAUGAAGAAGAAUUAAUAGAAGAGCUCUGUCUAACUAAAUGGACUGAUCCACAAGUAUUUAAGGAGAGUACAUCUGGAAUUGAUCACGCAGAAGAAAUGGAACUGUUGUUGGAGAAUUAUUACAGACAAACUGAAGAUCUUGCUAAUGAAGCUCGUGAACUCAGAGUAUUGAUCGAUGAUUCAGAAAGUAUUAUCUUUAUCAACCUGGACAGCCACCGUAAUGUUAUGAUGAGACUGAACUUACAGCUGACCAUGGGGACUUUCUCCCUCUCUCUUUUUGGACUGAUAGGAGUAGCAUUUGGUAUGAACUUGGAGUCCACACUUGAAGAGGACCUCAGAGCAUUUUGGCUGGUGACAGGGAUUAUGUUUUUGGGAAGUGGCCUUAUGUGGCGGCGUUUGCUUUCGUUCCUUGGACGGCAUCUUGAACCUUCAGUACCUCCACAGUGAACCUAGUUUAAAGCCCUUCAGAGGAGAUCAGCCAACCUGUAAGAGAACAGACUCUUACUUUUAGAAGAGACAUGAAGACCAUCUUGUCCCAGGAUGCCUCUCUCAUGGAAGUGCAGACCAUGGUUGUAGAAGCCAAAACCCACAUGAUGGCACCAACUCCGGAGCUGCAGGUUGACUUCCCUGAUGCAGGCAUCCUGAUACUAACAGCAACCGGUGACUGGAAGGAUGGACUAGAAGACCACCUGUUCCCCUGACUUUCUAAGCCUGGCCCCCAAAGCCCUGCAGUCACUUACGACACGGUCCAGACUACUCCUGGCUGCAUCAUUCGUGCCCACAUGGACGAGGACCAUGGGACAGUAAUCAGAGGGCCGGAUGAGGUCGGAAUCCUCAUUGUGAUAUCCCGGAUCCUGGCUCUGGGUAGGCAGCAAACCUCCCAUGUCAUGGGAUCUGGUCAACAGAUAGGUCCCUCCGUGCCUCAGGAGGCAGUCACCCACCACAAUAACCUGGUGUCUCUUCCUCCGGCUUCUCAGUUGUCGCUCAGCCUGCCUGGUGUUUGUUGCAGAUGGUUCUUCCCCUUCAGCUUCCUCUGCUGCAUCAUCCUCCAGCGCUGCCAGGACUUCAUAUCUGUUCCCCAGUUGCACUGGGGAAGCGGUCACAGCCGUACGCCGUCUAGCUUUGGAGGUGACCAUCCUCCAUUCAGUUGCCCUGGGACUCUCCCGUGAUGUCUCUGCACCAGGUGUCUGGUCCUGCAGAGAAUGAAAGUACCCAUCAAUCUUAUCCUCUGCAGCCCUGAUCCUCCACAGCCUGCUUACCUCUGCCUGGAGUUCCCUCAACUGCCCCUCCAGGGCCUCAAUCUGGGCACAUGUGGGACAGGCAAGGGAAUGCCCAGCCCCCAGGCGUCAGAGGUCCUGCUAGGCAGCCCCCACAGACGGGGCCAAAGCACUGCCGACCUAUCUAAGGGACCUGUCUGGGUGGAGGCCUCUGGGCUGGAGGCAGCAGCAGGGCAGGGGCCCUGGCUGCACUCCCUGUCACCACCCCCAUAGUAUCCCCCCUUACCUAAAGUCUCUGUCAGAAGCUUCUGUGUAUGCCUGCCCAUGAACUGGCUUGUGAAUUGCCUGCAAACUGCUCCCCUAUUGGCAGUCCCUGUUCACUGGGACUAUGCUCUUAAGACAACCGGUAUGAGUUUGUAUAGUCUUUAUUUUAAUAAUCUGUGCCUAUUGUGCAUCUUGCCUAGGUACAUACCUUCCUGAAAAAAACUCAACCAGCAGCAGGGAGGACUGAAGUGAAGCGCAUCCUUAAAACAGAAGCCUUUGGGUCAAGCAAGAACACAUUGGCAAACCAGUAGAAACUUAAUAUUUCAUCUCCAGUUGUCAGUGGUGUUACAUUGUAAACUUCAGAAACUUUAUUGCAUUUGUUCUCCCUUUAGUAAAAACUUAAGGAUUUUUAAACACUAGAUGAAUUAGUCUGGCAUAUCAAAGGCUAUUCCAGAACAAAAAUGUGUGGAGGUUUUAAUUGCACAAGAGUCAGUAAAUGCAGAGAGAUUCCCAUAGUACCUUUUAAUUUUAUCCCUGUGUGUUACACUAGGAUAUUACAUAAAUCUGCUGUAUCAUGCAGGCUUUCAGCAUCUGCUUUUCAUCUUGAGGCCUCCAUUUAAUAACUGUUCGGGUCCAGCUAAGGUAGUGCUACAGAUAGAGAGGCAAGGUGUUUUUUUAAUAUAAAGAGCCUAUAGUUGUCCUCAGAAAGAAGUCUUUUGGGUAUUAGGCUGACAAUUCAGAUGCUGAGUAAAGGAGUUAAGCACCUAACACUAGGCUCUUUAAAAGAAGUCUUAGCCAUUCUCUUUGCAGAUGACAGAAGCAGGAGUCGUAUCCACAUCUCUUGUAAAGCACUACCACUAACUCGGCAGCAGCCAGAAGACAACAUGACUUAGCUAAUUUUCAAUAAGAAAUAACAAAUUUUGUAUAGAUAAUCAUCCAUUCAGAAACUAACCAGGCCUCACUGUGCUUAGUCUUUUUUUAAAGCCCUAGAAUAGCACACACUGGUAAACUGGUAAGCAGAUGAAAAUUCAGGCAUCACAGUCAGUGCUAAAUGAUGGAUGUAUUCAGACAGCUGCAAUAGGAUAGUUCCUUAUAUUUAUAUUAUUAGUAAGGACUUACCUUAGGGCCUGAUCCAGAUCUAGUUAAAAAAAAAAAAAAAAAAAUGAAACAAGCUGUUGAUUUUUCUUUUUCAUUGCCUUGGCCUGACUUGUUUUCUUCCCUCUUAAAGAAGUCAGGAUGAUUACAAGGAACCACAAGCCAGAUGGCAGCAAUCUUGCAGCUGGUUUCAUCACUAUUUAUGGUAAUUGAGUUCAGGAGCUGUGUGUGGAUUUGAAUUGGGUCACAUCUGAGGAUAAUACAAAGAAACAACUAGGUUGCAUUACAUAGCUGAGGGAUGAAGGCUGUUGAAAGGCCUGGUUUGAUUCUGGGAGAGGAGAAAGGAAGAGUUAAAUACCACACCAGCCCCCUUAUUUGCUUCAAGUCUUGCAUAAUUUUAAGUGAGAUGCAGUUUUUCUGUAUGAACUUUGACUCUGAUUCUCUGCUGGUUUGGUCCACUGUGAAAAAUGAGCAUAAAGCCCUUCUAGAGGAAGGAACUGUUACAUCUGUGCAAAGAGCAGUAAGCUAGGUCCUUAAACAUACAAACAGCUGCACAUGUGACAGACUGAAAGGUUGAUCAUUCUAGCAGCUAAAAGGACUCAUUACUCAGGUGAGUAGCCUGUAGAAACUUGACACUAUUGAAUCUGGUGUAAUUAUGUAGGCUUUUGCCUUAAUUCAAGUAAAAAUCACUUGUGGUUGCCAAUGAUUAUCAGAUAACUGAUUUAACUUUCUUAUAGGAAAAUAAAACACAGUUCUUGCUG
Messenger RNA from Alligator sinensis (Chinese alligator), 4723 nucleotides. It is a transcript of the gene MRS2, whose product is annotated as MRS2, magnesium transporter. Gene Ontology annotation, molecular function: magnesium ion transmembrane transporter activity. Gene Ontology annotation, biological process: mitochondrial magnesium ion transmembrane transport. The transcript has 11 exons. The coding region runs from base 691 to 1833 and encodes 380 amino acids. NCBI's taxonomy places the organism in Eukaryota, Metazoa, Chordata, Crocodylia, Alligatoridae. Gene Ontology annotation, cellular component: mitochondrial inner membrane. The record is from RefSeq and is a predicted model, not a curated record.